Molecule: messenger RNA, 1922 nt
Organism: Lates calcarifer (barramundi perch)
Lineage: Eukaryota; Metazoa; Chordata; Actinopteri; Centropomidae
Exons: 3
Coding region: 113-1711 (532 amino acids)
Source: RefSeq, a predicted model, not a curated record
UGCAGCCACGUCAGCCCGCCCUCGGUCACAUGAGUGUUGCAGGGGGAAACCUGCGCUCUUCAGACCAGAAAGUACACAUGCUUGACUUGAUCUAACUUUUCGCAAGAGGAUAAUGGAUGAUGUUUGCCAAUAUCCCGUUUUCUUUGAGUGUCACAGUCUGCUCGGGGAGCAGAAAAGGGGGAUAGAAAAUUAUUUUCAGAUUCGCCGCAAAUCGGGUGGAGGCGACUGCGGACCGCUGAGGAGAGUGAAUAACACAGUCUACAACAUUACCUUCAGAUAUCAAAAAGAUCAGCAAAGAGUCCUGCAGAGACCUGAGCAUGUUGUGGAGUUUCCAGGUGGUCGUCUGGUGUUCACUGUCCGAGACAGUCUGGAACCUCACGCCUCCUCUCCCACCACCACCUCUGCCCCGAACCAGGAUUUAACAGCUCCAGCACAGAGCCUACAGCCCAUUCCGGCCUCAACUCCUCCACCAUGUGGUGAAGAAUAUGAACUACGACCUGAUGCAUAUCUCCUUUGUUACCUGAAGGAAUGUCCCCAGGCCCAGAAGGAACUAGAGAAAGAACUUGCCUCUCUGGCCUGCUCUGCUCAGCUUUACCCAGAGGAGGGAAGGGUUUUAGUCAAGAGUUUAGCUCAACCUGGUGCUGCAGGUGAAGGUAGAAACUGGAAAGCUGAGGUAGACAAACUCUUUAAUGGCUACCUGUGCCACUAUGAGGUGAACCCUCACAAAGUCAAAGCUUUGCUUCAGUCCUGCAGCUCUGGUCAGACCACAGAUGAGGUGAAGGUGUACAGUGAGGGGGGGCUGGCUGUUGUGGUUGGGAAAUGUUCACAGGUGAAUGGAAGAUUAAUGGAUGUAGAGGACAUGACUGUUAAACAUCGAAGGUCCCGUUUAACUCAGAAGCAAACCAGAAUUUGUCGAUUAGGUGAGGCCAAACUCUGUCUCCUCUGGAAAGAGAUUGAACAUGGUUUGGGAGAAAAUUUUCCAGGAGUUAAAGUCACACAGGGAGAGGCAGGUCAGGUAGUUCUGGAAGGAUCUGUUGAGGACAUUCUUGAAGCUGGAGAGUGGAUUUCUAAUAAGGAGCAUUUGGUGUUAGAAAGGACAGUUUCUAACAUGAGCCCACAUCUCUCAGUCUUCCUAAAGAAGACUUAUGGUCCAGGGGUGCUAGGUGACUUUUUAGGGGUUGGUGACAGGGUGCAAGUAGAUUUACGAGACACAGAACUUUGUUUAUUCUCCCUCUCUGUUGAUAACCUCGAUAAUGCAGAAAAAGCACUGUGGGGUGAGUUUAAGGAAGUUAAGAUUGAGGCUCCCAACUGUUCUUCUUUGUCAUCUGAACUGAAGUCUAAGACAAAUGAGAUGAACCAAGGGCAAUGUAGAGUACAGGUCCUGUUUGGCUCAGACAGCACGGUUCGCUUACUGGGCCACACCAAAGAGGUUGAGGACCUUAUUGAAACUGUCACUCAGUUUAUUUUGCAAAGAGCAGUCCAUCUCCCCGUCCCAGAGUUUGCACAAGAGUUACCAGAAUUUCUGCUGUUGCAUGGUUUUGACUACUCAGGGGUUACCUUCCAUCCUUUAACCUCCUUUGGGCCUAUGGUGUUGCUGGAUGGGCCAUUCAGCAAGGUGACUGAGGUCAGGAACAGGCUGGGACCAUUUCUAGACUCCCUUCUUCAGGAUACAGUGCCCACUGAACCAGUUGGCAUCUUUGAGUUUGACUGAAGGGAACACAGUAGUUGCCAGCUACAGUCUUAAUGAUGGGCUGCAGGUGUUGGUGUGUCAGGGUGACAUCACCAAACAGGAAGCGGAUGCCCUAGGUUAACGCUGCCAAUGAAGAUCUGGACCACUGUGGUGGUGUUGCUGCUGCACUGAGUAAAGCAGGCGGUCCUGAAGUACAGAGAGAGAGCAAUGAGUUAGGUAAAGUACACUGGGA